Gossypium raimondii (Peruvian cotton) is the source of this 5107-nucleotide messenger RNA. RefSeq names its product ABC transporter C family member 10. The record is from RefSeq and is a predicted model, not a curated record. Gene Ontology annotation, cellular component: plant-type vacuole; vacuolar membrane. Gene Ontology annotation, biological process: transmembrane transport. Gene Ontology annotation, molecular function: ATP hydrolysis activity; ABC-type transporter activity; ATP binding. Lineage: Eukaryota; Viridiplantae; Streptophyta; Magnoliopsida; Malvales; Malvaceae. The transcript is spliced from 12 exons. The coding region runs from base 302 to 4750 and encodes 1482 amino acids.
GAAACAACUUUUCUGUGUCAAUAUAUAUUGACAUGAUGUCUUCUUCUUCUUUGUGCUUGCUAUUUGUUCGUUCCUAACACGUACCCUUCAAACUGCAAGUCAUAUGCAAAUAAACUAAUCAACAAUUUUAAUCUUUCUUUUCUUCUUCUUCUCCCUCUUACUUUUCUAGUGAGAAAAACGAAGCUUAGAAACCAAAUCCUAAAUAAACUUGUUUUGCAUUUCGACAAGGCAUUUUUUCUGACUCGAUUCUGGGUUUCUUCUGAUCACUUCACCAGUUCACUGGUUUGAAUACAAGAGCAAGAUGGAGGAUUUAUGGACUAUGUUUUGUGGGGAAUCUGAUUGUUCAGAUAGAUAUGGAAAGCCCUGUGAUUCGGCUUUGUGGCAUUUCAUUAAUCCUUUUUCCUGCAUUAAUCAGUCCAUGAUAAUUUGUUUCGAUAUCCUCCUAUUACUAAUGCUCUUGUUCAACAUGGUUCAGAAACCAUCACCGAAAACAGUUGGCAUCCCUGCGCGCUUUCGAAACCGUUCUUUGCAAAUAGCUUCUGCUAUUGUUAACGGUGGUAUUGGAUUGGUGUACUUGUGCUUUGGCAUUUGGAUUUUGGAAGAGAAGUUGAGGAAAACACAAACUGUUUUGCCUUUGAAUUGGUGGGUGCUGGCACUGUUUCAGGGUUCCACAUGGUUAUUGGUGGGUUUAACUGUGAGCCUCAGGGGUAACCAGUUUCGUAGGACACCGAUUCAAUUACUGUCAAUUCUCGCUAUCAUAUAUGCAGUAAUAGUUUGUGUGUUGUCCCUUUUUGCUGUUAUUCUGAGCGGAAUAGUGAAGACAAAAAUAUUUUUGGAUGCUCUGUCAUUACCUGGAGCCAUAUUGUUGCUGUUUUGUGCUUACAAGGGAUAUAAGUAUGGAGAUGGUGAUCAGAAAACAGAUGAAAGUGACCUUUAUGACCAUUUAGUUGCAGAGGCCAAUGGUAGUACCAAAGAUGAUAAAACCGUGCAGGUUACCCCAUUUGCUACGGCUGGAUGCUUUAGCAAAUUCUCCUUUUGGUGGUUGAAUCCUUUGAUGAAGAAAGGUAGGGAGAAAACUUUGACCGAAGAAGAUAUGCCCAAGUUAAGUGAGGCGGAGAGAGCUGACAGCUGCUACUUGUUGUUCUUGGAGCUAUUGAACAAGCAAAAGCAAGCCAACCCAUCAUCACAGCCAUCCAUUUUGAAGACCAUAAUAAUAUGCCACUGGAGAGAGAUUCUUGUGUCUGGAUUUUUUGCUUUUCUUAAGAUACUCACGCUGUCCGCAGGUCCUCUGAUCCUUAACUCUUUCAUUUUGGUAGCUGAGGGACAUGAAAGUUUUGAAUAUGAAGGCUAUCUAUUGGCCAUAUCACUCUUCUGUGCAAAAUGUAUUGAAUCCCUGUCACAAAGACAGUGGUAUUUUCGAGUCAGACUAAUUGGUCUAAAAAUAAGGUCUUUACUCACAGCAGCUAUAUAUAAGAAGCAACUGAGAUUAUCCAAUGCUGCAAGGUCAAUGCACUCGAGUGGUGAGAUAACAAAUUAUGUUACUGUGGAUGCUUAUAGGAUCGGUGAAUUUCCUUUCUGGUUCCAUCAGACAUGGACAACAAGCCUUCAGCUGUGCAUCGCUCUAGUGAUUCUCUUCCGUGCAGUGGGACUAGCCACGUUUGCGGCCCUAAUUGUUAUCAUCCUCACUGUCAUAUGCAAUGCUCCACUGGCCAAGUUACAGCACAAGUUUCAAAGAAACUUGAUGGUUUCACAAGAUGAGAGACUUAAGGCUAGUUCUGAGGCUCUUAUAAACAUGAAGGUGCUGAAGCUAUAUGCAUGGGAGAGCCAUUUUAAGAAAGUUAUAGAAAAAUUUAGGGCUGUGGAAUACAAGUGGUUACAAGCAGUGCAGUUGCGAAAAGCAUAUAAUAGUUUUCUGUUUUGGUCUUCCCCUGUUUUGGUCUCUGCUGCUACCUUUGGGGCAUGUUAUUUCUUGAAUAUUCCUCUGCAUGCUAGUAAUGUCUUCACUUUUGUGGCCACACUUCGUCUUGUCCAGGAUCCUAUUAGAGCUAUACCUGAUGUUAUUGGGAUAGUUAUUCAAGCAAAGGUGGCAUUUGCUCGUGUUUUGAAGUUCCUUGAGGCACCAGAGCUGCAGAGUGGAAAUGUCCGGAAAAAACGCCAUAUGGAGAAUGGCGACUUAGCCAUUUCUAUUAAAUCAGGAGGGUUUUCCUGGGAAGAGAAUGCUUCAAAACCCACUCUAAGGGACAUAACUUUAGAGGUUAGGAUGGGGGAAAAAGUGGCUGUAUGUGGAGAAGUUGGCUCCGGUAAAUCAACCUUGUUGGCCGCAAUACUUGGAGAAGUUCCUAACGUCCAAGGAUCUAUUCAAGUAUUUGGAAAGAUUGCCUAUGUUUCUCAAACAGCCUGGAUCCAGACAGGAACGAUACAAGAUAACAUAUUAUUUGGAUCUGCCAUGGAUAAGCAACGAUAUGAAGAAACGCUUGAAAGGUGUUCCUUGGUGAAGGACCUUGAAUUAUUUCCGUAUGGUGAUCAAACUGAAAUUGGUGAAAGAGGAGUCAAUCUUAGUGGUGGCCAGAAGCAACGAAUUCAACUUGCUCGCGCUCUCUAUCAGGAUGCUGAUAUAUAUCUCUUGGAUGAUCCAUUCAGUGCUGUGGACGCUCACACUGCUACAAGUUUAUUUAAUGAAUAUGUUAUGGAAGCACUUGCGUCAAAGGCAGUUUUACUUGUGACUCAUCAAGUUGAUUUCCUACCUGCUUUUGAUUCUGUUUUGUUAAUGUCAGACGGGGAGAUCCUUCAAGCAGCUUCUUAUCACCAUUUAUUAGCUUCUAGUCAAGAAUUUCAGGACCUUGUUCAUGCACACAAAGAAACUGCCGGGGGUGGAAGAGCUGCUGAAGUCAACCCUGCCAAGGGACAUGGAACAUCCACUACAGAGAUCAAGAAGAGUUAUGUGGAAAAAGAGUUUAAAGAACCGGUGGGCGACCAACUGAUCAAGCAAGAAGAAAGGGAAAAAGGAGAUACGGGACUUAAGCCGUACUUACAGUACCUCAAUCAAAACAAAGGCUUUGUGUUCUUCUUCCUUUCUACUUUCUUUCACCUUUUGUUUGUGUGUGGUCAAAUAGCACAGAACUCUUGGAUGGCUGCCAAUGUUGAUAAUCCUAAUGUUAGCUCGUUGAAAUUGAUCACGGUUUACUUGGCAAUUGGAGUUUUCUCAACUCUAUUGUUGCUAUCUAGAUCUCUUUUCACAGUUACCUUGGGUAUGAGAUCUUCAAGAUCUCUAUUUUCGCAGCUACUAAAUUCCCUUUUCCGUGCUCCUAUGUCAUUUUAUGACUCCACUCCUCUUGGAAGAAUAUUAAGUCGGGUUUCUGUUGAUCUGAGCAUUGUUGAUCUUGAUGUACCAUUCAGCUUAAUAUUUGCUUUUGUGGCUACCUUAAAUACUUAUAGCAAUCUUGGAGUCCUGGCUGUUGUUACCUGGCAAGUCCUAUUUGUUUCGGUACCAAUGAUCUAUUUAACGAUUCGCUUACAGAACUAUUACUUUUCCACUGCAAAAGAGUUGAUGAGGAUAAAUGGCACAACUAAAUCCUUGGUUGCAAACCAUCUGGCUGAGUCAAUAGCAGGAGCCGUCACAAUAAGGGCUUUUGAAGAGGAAGAACGGUUCUUUGCUACGAGCCUUGACCUCAUUGACACUAAUGCUAGUCCUUUCUUCCACAGUUUUACAGCAAAUGAAUGGUUGAUUCAGCGGUUAGAGACACUUAGUGCGUUUGUUCUGGCCUCUGCUGCACUCUGCAUGGUUUUGCUUCCUCCUGGGACUUUCAGUUCCGGAUUCAUCGGCAUGGCUCUUUCUUAUGGCCUUUCGUUGAAUAUGUCUCUUGUGUUUUCAAUUCAAAACCAGUGCACCAUAGCGAAUUAUAUCAUUUCUGUAGAAAGGCUUAACCAAUACAUGGAUAUACCAAGUGAAGCCCCUGAAGUGAUAGAGGAGAAUCGUCCUCCAUCCAGUUGGCCUGCUGUGGGUAAAGUUGAGAUCCGUGAUUUGCAGAUCAGAUAUCGACCGGAUGCACCAUUAGUUCUUCGAGGAAUCAGUUGCACAUUUCAAGGAGGGCACAAAAUCGGUAUUGUUGGUCGAACUGGCAGUGGGAAGACAACUCUUAUCAGUGCUUUAUUCCGUCUGGUUGAGCCUGCCAGAGGGAAGAUUUUAGUUGAUGGCAUUGACAUCUGUACUAUUGGCCUACACGAUCUGAGGUCACGUUUCGGAAUAAUACCUCAGGAUCCUACCCUUUUUAAUGGAACUGUGAGAUACAAUUUGGAUCCUCUAUCCCAACAUACUGACCAGGAGAUAUGGGAGGUUCUUGACAAGUGCCAACUUCGAGAAGCCGUUCAGGAAAAAGAAGAUGGACUGGACUCCUUAGUUGUGGAAGAUGGAUUGAAUUGGAGCAUGGGGCAAAGGCAAUUAUUUUGUUUGGGGCGUGCUCUCUUGAGGAGAAGUCGAGUAUUGGUGCUCGAUGAAGCUACUGCAUCAAUUGAUAACGCAACGGACUUGAUUUUACAGAAAACCAUUCGCACCGAAUUCGCAGAUUGUACUGUCAUUACAGUUGCACACAGGAUACCGACAGUUAUGGAUUGCACAAUGGUAUUGGCGAUCAGCGAUGGCAAACUCGUGGAAUAUGACGAGCCAACAAAAUUGAUACAGAGAGAAGGCUCAUUGUUCGGGCAACUCGUGCAGGAAUACUGGUCCCAUUAUCAUUCUGCAGAGUCGCAUUGAAGUUUGCAAUUUCCCCGUAACCGAAACUCGCUUUCACCCCCUCCCUCCCUUUGCUUGGUUGAAAGAAGGGAAAAUAAGUAGGAUGUGUGGAUCAAAUAUGUUAUUGGGUUUUAGGGGGAGCGUAAGUUCUUGUUUCAGAGGAACCACAAUACGAGACAAGGGGAAGCUGGAGCAAGCAGAAGAGAAGAUGACAUUUCAAGAGAUCAAUUAUGGGUCUUUUAGCAUCAUUAUUCCUUGUUUCUCAAGGCAAUGAUUGUUAAUUUUGCCUUGUCUUUUCAUUUUGAAACAAUAUGUAAUUUUGAAUAGCUAAAGCUGAGUUAUUCAGUAGAACUCAAUAUAUAUAUAUAUAUAUAUAUA